Solea solea (common sole) is the source of this 3759-nucleotide messenger RNA. RefSeq names its product CXADR like membrane protein b (gene clmpb). The record is from RefSeq and is a predicted model, not a curated record. The transcript is spliced from 7 exons. NCBI's taxonomy places the organism in Eukaryota, Metazoa, Chordata, Actinopteri, Pleuronectiformes, Soleidae. Bases 399 to 1559 code for a protein of 386 amino acids. Gene Ontology annotation, cellular component: cytoplasmic microtubule; cell surface; membrane.
CAGAGGAGGGAAGGAGGAGAGACUGCUGAGGAGACAGGAGACAGUGGAGACCCUGAGACAACACGUCCCACGCUAGAGCCAGACACAGAGCCAGGAACUUUGAUUUGACGCCAAGUGAAGCGCGCGACGAGAAUGACGAUGAAGAGACAGAGUCACGCUUCUUCGCAGCGGGAGGUUUAGGUUGUUUUUUGGGGGUCGGGGCGUGUGCAACACAUAUGAUGAUGUCCUUGGACUCACGUGUUCAAUGAAGAUUUAUUUCUCGGUGAUUUCGCGCAUCGAUCGGCCGAUGGUGCCGCUCCGUUGUCCCCGCACUUAGGUCAUUCUGUGUGAAUGUGAAGGUGGUGCGACUGAGCGCAUUGUUUCCAGCUCCCGUUGCAUGUGUGGGAUUUCCAGCCACGAUGUCUGCAACAUUUCGCUCUUUGUUUCUGGUUCUACUCGGCCUACUGUCAGUGGGGGCCCAGACGGAGAUGAAGAAGGUUGUUGGGGACAAUGCCACCUUACCAUGCCACCACCAGUUCCAGUCGACCGGCUCUCUUGACAUUGAGUGGCUACUGCAGAAACCAAAGUCCAAACAGAAAGUGAUCAUUAACUUCUUUGGGGGCCAGGUAUACACCAACGAGGCGACAGGCAGUGAGGCCAGUCGUCUGUCCUUUGCAGGGGAAUAUCUGGGUGGAGACGCUUCCCUGCUGAUCAGUGACCUGCUGCUGACCGACUCUGGUGAAUACCACUGUAAAGUCAAGACAGGGGGGAAGUACCUCUGGUGCCAUGUCAACCUCAUUGUGCUGGUCAAGCCUUCCAAGCCAACGUGCCAGAUGGACGGCAAACCCCUGGAGGGCAGUGACGUCAAGCUGAGCUGCAAGUCCACCAAUGGUUCAGACCCUAUCAGCUACAAGUGGGAGCGAGUGCUGGGCAAAGGCAAGAGUCUGGGCAAACUGCCAAACCUGGCACUGAUAGAUCUGAAGAACCCAGAGAUUGUGACCCUCAGGAAUCUCACCAUGGACAGCACAGGUGUCUACAGGUGCACCGCCAGCAAUGACGUGGGAGAGGAGAACUGCACAAUAGAGGUCCCAAUGCAUGAGAGGGACAUGCAGGUCGCAGGUGCAGUGGCGGGAAUCUCCCUCGGUCUCCUCAUCCUCGGUGUUGUCAUAUUAAUCAUCUGGCUCUACCUCCGGAAGAAAGAGAAGAAGAAGUACGAGGAGGACGAGACUCCCAACGAGAUCAGGGAGGAUGCAGAGGCUCCAAAGGCUAAGCUGGUCAAGCCCAACUCCUUGUCCUCUUCCCGUUCCGGCAGCUCACGCUCCGGCGCUUCUUCCACCCAGUCCAUGGUGCACAACAGCGUCCAGCGCGGCCAACGUCCCCGCCCACCUGCUGUAGCAGCCCUGAAGGAAAAUGGACAGCCUCCAGGCUUCCCUCAGUCCCCUCCAGCCUACAAUGCAGUGGUGCCCCCCAAGACCCCCGAGCCCCCCAUCACUCCCAAAUUCAACUCUAGGAACAUGUCUGGGCCCACACCCCCAACCCUCAUGGUCCCCGCUCAGACCAAGGCCUUUCAGACUGUGUAGGACUGAAAGCCAAUCACUUCCUGCAGCCAUGUGAGACUACCAUCCCUGCCCAAGCCCCCAAAUCCCCCUCUCAAAGACUCUUCCAUAAAUACAGAAAUGCAAUUAGAUGAAAGGAUGUUACUAAAAGAAUCAAUACGAGAAGUCCAAAAGAACUUUUAAAGAAUGCUUACUUAUUAGGAAAAAUAUGACAUGCUUGCCCUCCGCCCCUCCACCACCUUCACCGAGUUACAAAAAAGACGCAAAACAAGACCUGAGAUGCAACUGUUUGUGUCUCAAAAACAGGCAAAAAAAAAGGGCAGAACUUAUUUUCUGAGUUCCUUCUUUUGGCCUUGUGAGACACAGGGAAGCACCAUGUGCAGAGAGGUGGAAGAGAGGCCCCCUCACCGAGCUUUUAUUUAUUCAUCACAUCAAAGGAAUAAGCAUUCAACAGAGAAAAUGGGGGGAAAAGAGGAGGCUGGCCUAGAAAGUGGACCCAAACUCUACACCAGGUGCUAGUGGAGUUUUUACAGCUGUUGAGCUUUACUUGUAAACUAAUACAAGAUGGAUGCCAACAAGAGAAACACAGAAGAAGAAUGUGCAAGAGCGUCAGAGAGCUAGUCUUUUGUGUUUUGUGUGUGUGGGCCGUGGAGGUAUUGGAGUGAUUCUGUGAUUCAUGUCACUCUGCACCUCCAGCUUACUGCUCCCGCCACCUGCUCUGAAACCACAAACCUCUUUGCCUCCCCUGGCCUCGGCCGACGGUGCCCAUUUAUGUGGACACACACGGUGCGUAUCAUCUGCCUCAGUGCUCUUGGUCUUCUCCGCGUCUCUCACAGAGAGCACUGCCAGAAACCACAGUGGUCCCGAGACUGACUCCGUUUCAUCUGCUUUGCCGUUCAGCAGGGGAAACUUCAGGUACGAGGGUGUGGCGUUGGCAGUGCAGUCAAAUCAGUGGAGUUGUUAACCCCUCCCCACAUCUUCUGUAAACAUCACUUUCUGGUACUGAAUAUAUUCCCUGAAUAGUUAAAUAGUAUAUAUUACGCCUAUAGCGUGUCAUUUAAAUAUAGGGGAUAAGCAUCUAUUAGACCAGCGGGACUUGUUUUGCUUUUGUUUUCAUUUCCCUGUGUUUCUUCUUUCUGAGCAGGUUGGAAAGGGUGAUUGACAGCCAUAUGUCCACUCAUCCAUAUUAAGAAGUGCCACCAAUCCUUAGGAUGGGUUAUUAUUAUUAUUAUUAUUCUUUUUUGUUGUUGUUGUUUUUUUUUACUCAUGCGUUUACCUGCUACAUUUCUUAACCGAAACCAAAAUGGCUCGCCAUGAAUGUGUGAUGUGCAACGAUGGUGGAUGCCGUUACUUUCAGCCUCCUGAGAGGUAAUGAAUCAAUAUUUCAGCUAAGGCACAAAGAAUUGACCUUGACGUUCAAUUUCACGAAUCCUGAAAGCAUGCAUCGAGGAGUAUGAUUCUGGAGACUUUAAUUGUAUCGGGUGUGUAUGGCGUCGUUGUCAGUGCUCUCCCUGGAUCCAUAACAAUGGAGUGGCACUCAAUUGCUGUCUCGCUGAAUCACCGGGCGCGGCGCGGUGAUUGGUUGAGCUGUGCUUUCAGCCAAUGCCCCUUUUUUGUCAUAUCCUGAGACAGACCCAGAGCAGUAUGAUUGAAAGCAGCUGAAAAAGGGCAAGUAGCCUAUCUAGUGUGCCUUUGCAACCCCCCCAUCCCUUAGAUGGUUUCUCUCUUUGUCCUUAUCUACAGCACCCCAGUGAUUACGUCUCUGGUCACAUCCAGUUUUGAGGGUCAAUAGCAGCAAAACACAGAAAAGGUACAAUUUCACGUACUUGCCCGAGUAAUAAUAACCGAUGCAGCCUCGGCAGCACACAGUCAAUUAGCCGUAGUGAGAAAGUGGUCCCAUUUCCCGGGACAAUAUUAUGUAUAUUCUGUAAUCAGUCUUGUUUUAUAUUGUACAUACAGAUAGAUAUACGCACAUGAUGUCAUUUAAUUUGAUAAAUAAGGGUAUGGGGAGGAGAGAUUUCCUCUCUCUAAUGAGUCAAAUGAGAAACCUGGACGUUCAGUUCAACCAUGUAACAGAUGUUGUGUUCUAAGUGAAUUCAUGUAAAGCAUAUAGUAUUAUACCAAAUAGGUGGUUCAAAUGUAGACAAAUGCUCAGUCCAAAGUGAGAUACUGUAUCUUACAACAACAACAAUGAGAUUUAGGGAUUUUAUUGUGAUUGAAAAUA